Manihot esculenta (cassava) is the source of this 682-nucleotide messenger RNA. RefSeq lists its product as uncharacterized. The transcript has 2 exons. The coding region runs from base 103 to 318 and encodes 71 amino acids. The record is from RefSeq and is a predicted model, not a curated record. NCBI's taxonomy places the organism in Eukaryota, Viridiplantae, Streptophyta, Magnoliopsida, Malpighiales, Euphorbiaceae.
UAGAUGGGCAGCAUAACGAAGCGAUACCAUCGACUACCUUGGAGAGAAAAAACAUAGAAAAUAGCCGAGUGAAGAACGAAGAAAGACUGAAGAGAAAGGAAAAUGGGAGGAGGAAUGGAGGCUAACAAGAAUCGGUUCAUAGAAGAGUGGAGCUCUGCUCGAGAGAAUCUCGAGUACAACUUUCGCUGGACUCGUCGCAACUUCGCCCUUGUUGGCCUUUUCGGAAUAGCAGUUCCCAUCUUCAUCUACAAGGGCAUCGUCAAAGAAUUCAAUAUGCAAGAUGAAGAUGCAGGCAGGCCAUACAGGAAAUUCCUUUGAACUUUCUUCUUUAAAUUGUUAGUGUGUGGAUAAUAAUUGCCCCUGAAGUAAAACUUUAGGACCUCUUCUACCAUAUCUGGGAAUUGCUUGAUUUUGUUUGUUGAUCAAUGGUAUUGCGUUUCCUAAGAAGUCUCUUUCAAUUGCACCCGAGGCAAAACGUUUUCAAUUAGAACCUCUUUGUACCAAGUUGCUGAGAAUGCUGAAUGUUGUGUGGUUGUUGGCUUGGUUGUACUAUAAUCAUGUUUGAUUCGGCAUGUCUGCUUUGAUAGGGCUGUCUGAACAUAGGAAAAUUGAUAACCCAUUUCGCCUAUUCCUGAUGCCAAAAUCUCCAGGUUGAGUUAUUUCAAAUAUUUCAGUUUGAUUA